Xiphias gladius (swordfish) is the source of this 1422-nucleotide messenger RNA. It is a transcript of the gene isca1, whose product is annotated as iron-sulfur cluster assembly 1. The record is from RefSeq and is a predicted model, not a curated record. Bases 47 to 436 code for a protein of 129 amino acids. The transcript has 4 exons. Gene Ontology annotation, cellular component: cytoplasm; mitochondrion. Gene Ontology annotation, biological process: iron-sulfur cluster assembly. NCBI's taxonomy places the organism in Eukaryota, Metazoa, Chordata, Actinopteri, Istiophoriformes, Xiphiidae. Gene Ontology annotation, molecular function: 2 iron, 2 sulfur cluster binding.
UAAACACUCCAGAGCUGGUCAAUGUUGUGAUUUUAGCUGUAGCAACAUGUCUGCCUCCAUGGUGCGAGCGACCGUCCGAGCGGUCAGCAAAAGAAAGAUACUGCCUACAAGAGCCGCACUGACACUGACUCCAGCAGCUGUGAGCAAGAUCAGGUGGUUGUUGCAGGACAAGCCGGAAUAUAUCGGUUUGAAGGUCGGAGUGAGAACACGUGGCUGUAAUGGAUUGACCUACACACUGGACUACACCAAGGAGAAACACAAAUCUGAUGAGGAAGUACUGCAGGAUGGCGUGAGGGUGUUCAUAGAGAAGAAGGCUCAGCUGACCCUUUUGGGAACUGAGAUGGACUUUGUGGAGUCAAAGCUGUCCAGUGAAUUUGUCUUCAACAAUCCAAACAUCAAGGGCACGUGUGGCUGUGGAGAGAGCUUCAACAUCUGAGCAUCAUGGUGCCUGCAUCCUCCCACACCAUCCCUGCCCCAAACCUUGUCCCAUCCAUAAAGACUGAGGGGAUGAAUGUUGAUGAGGUAGUCGGACAAGAGGAAGUCUUUGAGAUGUGGACAGGCCUCCUUUCCUACCACUGCUCUUCCUGCGGACCACUCGCAUACACACACUCCUGAAGCCCUAGUAUAUAUGUUGAUGCUUAGGGGAAGGUUUCAACGCAACCUGUGUAGUCAAAACCUCAACAUGAUCUCAGCAUAAUCGAUUUUAGGUUCAGAUAAUUCUCGUGUCGACAACUGCUUUUUUUAAUUAUGGGUGCCGCAUACAAAACACCUUUUUAGAAGGACCUCAAAAGCAAAGUGUUUCUUUUGUUUAGUGUUUGUCUGCCAUUUCUCACACACACGCACAUAAUUGUCAUGAAGUCAGUCAAAUCUCACCAUGACUUGUAUGCAGGAGGAAAUGGUACAACAUUGCCCAAGGGCAUGCUCGCUAAAGAGUUGAUCAGCUUUAACUUGGUGAAGCUAAGAGGAUGAAGCAUGAUACUAUGAAGUUUUCUGUUCUCAAGAUAGAAUCUAUUAAUCAAAAUCCACAGAUGUUAAGGCCAACAUCAUCUGUUCGAUUAACACACUGUAAGACAAUGUACCAUUAUCCAGUGUUACGUAGCAUCAGUAUGCAAAAGCGGAGGAGCUUGAGUGUCUUGAAACUGCUUUAUUAGUUUGUAUAGUCUUUGAGAAGUAAAAGUAAAUAUUUAUCUCUGUGUAAAUAUAAAGAAUGUAAAUCUCCCUUGAACCACACAAACGCACAAAAAAAAAAAACAACGCACAAAACAUGUAUCCCUCACAUAAGAGUACAUGAGGUUUAUGUUGGUUUCUUUUUGCUUGAUCAAAGCCAGGAACUUGUGUUUGUAUAGACUGCGUGCUCUUAAGAUUUGUAACUGUGCAAUAUGUCUGUGUACAUAUGAAAUAAUAAAUAGCUAAAUCCAGUAA